Messenger RNA from Colletotrichum chrysophilum, 1605 nucleotides. RefSeq lists its product as uncharacterized. The record is from RefSeq and is a predicted model, not a curated record. NCBI's taxonomy places the organism in Eukaryota, Fungi, Ascomycota, Sordariomycetes, Glomerellales, Glomerellaceae. The transcript is spliced from 2 exons. Bases 1 to 1605 code for a protein of 534 amino acids.
AUGAUAGUGAACCAAUCUGGCUGGGCGCACCUCCGCUCGGCUGGCGCCUCGCGCCGGUCGAGAAUCAUCAUCGCCGCCCUGAUCAUGUUCCUCGUGUCGGCGGCGCUGGUGCUACAGCCCGACUGGCAUGUUGCGACAUCCGGGCUGCGCGUGCCCGGCUUACAUCGCCCUGCGGCGUCAGGGUCUAGUACUACGCCCAUACCAGACGGAGGAGGAGGAGGAGGGCCUUCGUCAGAAACGACCAGCGACACGGAUUCCGGAGUUCUGGCUUCGAUACUCACGCCGGACGAGAACGGCGUGCUCCUCUCGGCCGGCAGCCCCGUGUUCACCUCGCCCAACGGGCGGUACUCGCUCGUCCUGCAGCCCGACGGGGAUCUUGUCCUGUCGCACAACGACCUCGACGGCUCAGCGCACGCGCUGUGGUGGACCGACACGGGCGACAAGCAUUCGGGCGGCCGCACCGUUACUGUGGAGAAGAAGGGCGGGCAUGUGCGGAUGGUUGUGCAUGCGAUGCUGAAGAACACGUGGGUGACGGUCUGGCACAGCGAUCUUCUCACGAUGUGCAAGAACCAAGCAGCGCCAGAAGGAGGUGCUCUCGUCAAGAAGGGCGGCGCCCGCGGCAGCCUAGAGCUCUCCAACGACGGGAAGCUCACCCUCGCGGGGGCGUGCGACUUGCGCAUCCCGCCGGACCACCGCGAGAAGAGCCGCAGCCUGGCCGUCAUCGUCGCGGGGCUGUACCGCACGAACCACGUUACCUGCAAGACGCACAUGGAGCACCUCGUCGACGGGCACCCGUCCUUUACCAAGAUCGAUGUGUUCGCGUACAUGCUGUACGAGCCCGCGGACGUGGAUGUGCACGGGCGCACGAAGGAGAGCAUCGAGGCGGAGCUGCGGGCGUGUUACGGGACGCAUCUGCGGUCGGUGGAUGUGGUGCCUGUUGCUGAGGCGGAGGUGGAGUAUCCCGGCGGCGAGGCGGCGAUGCUGCUCCCGUGCGGGGAUAGGUUGAGGCGGCUGAACAACCAGCUGAGGACGGUGUCGUUGGCGGCGCAGCGGUGGUGGGCGUGGACUGUGGCGAACGGGUUCACGCACGACACGGUGAUGCGGAUCCGGCCGGACACGUCGUUUUGGGCGCGGCCUGGGUUCAAGAGUCUGGAGGAGCUGGGGGAUGCGUUGGUGUUGCCGCAUCCAAAGGGGGAGCAUUACUUUUACUGCGCGAGGAUGAAGGGCAGCGUGGGUGUUGGCCCGACUGACCAGAUCGCGUACGGCAACGCGGCGUCGAUGCAGCAGUGGCUGUAUAUGUACGACCGGUUCGCGCAGAUGGUGGAUCUAGCGUCGAACCCGGACCGGCCGGCGCUGCGGGACUUCUCCGGGUGCGAGGACAUGCCGUCGGGCCCGCUGGCGAGCGACUGUCCGCGCCCGGCGCCGUGCUCGAUCGAGUGCCUUGUUGCGUGGUACCUGGACGCGCGCGGGGUGGACUUCCGGAUCGAGUGGGGGUGGGAGCAGAACCCGCUGCGGUGGAAGGAUAUCGGGAUGCUGGGCGCGGAGGAGGAGAGGAUGGCGGAUCAGCAUCAGGAGGAUAAGGAUGAUGGGAUGACGUGGGGAUGA